Scheffersomyces amazonensis is the source of this 1749-nucleotide messenger RNA. RefSeq names its product oxidoreductase. The record is from RefSeq and is a predicted model, not a curated record. NCBI's taxonomy places the organism in Eukaryota, Fungi, Ascomycota, Pichiomycetes, Serinales, Debaryomycetaceae. The coding region runs from base 55 to 1689 and encodes 544 amino acids. Gene Ontology annotation, biological process: cytochrome c-heme linkage. Gene Ontology annotation, molecular function: oxidoreductase activity; FAD binding. The transcript has a single exon. Gene Ontology annotation, cellular component: mitochondrion.
UUUUACUUAUAGUUACAGUAACUUUAGUACUCCACUUAGUAAUUCAGUAACUUCAUGUUGAGACUCACCAGUAGGCGAAUUUCUGGUUACAGUUCUGUUUGCUACAGUUCUGUGAAAUUUAAUAUUACUACUGUAAGAUUUAAUUCAUCUACUUCAAAGAAAGAUGAAUUAACAUCACUGAAUCAAAAGGAUAAAGAUGUAAGUAAUUACCAUAUUAAACAAACUACUUCCAAAUCAGCUCCAGCUCCUAUAGAUCCGAUAGAACUGGGACUUGACCAAUUAGUUAAAAAAAAUGUUAAACCAUAUAUACCUAAAUUACAACAUCAAAGAUUAAGUUAUGAAUAUCCUGGUUUACCUAAUGAAGAUGAAUUUACCAAAGUUCAAGGUCCUAAACUUACAACUAGAUGGUCAAGAUAUAUCCCUAAAAUUCUUAGUGGUAUAGUAUUAGUAUGGGCAGGAUAUUCAAUUAAAGUAUGGAUUUAUGCUCCAGAAAAGGGUGCUGAUAGUAAAGAACUUCUAAAUCCUCAAGAGUUUCAUAAAUUUAUUAUAACUCAUAAAGAACAAAUUGAUAAUGAUCAUUAUUUAAUUGAAGUUAUACCAAAAUAUGAUCAUUGGAGAUAUAGUUUUCUUACAAAUUAUGAAGAAAAAUCUGUUUGGAAUGGUGAUAGAAUAUGGUCAGUAGAUAUUAAACAACCAGAAAUUAUGGUUGUAAGAUCUUAUACUCCAUUACCAUUAUACUUUUUAAAAUCAGAGUAUACUCGACUGGGAGAGAAAAAACCUUUACUUAAAGUAAUUAAUCCUGAAAUUGAAGAAUAUGAUCAUGGAGGAGUUAUGACCUUUUAUAUAAAACGAUAUAAUGAUGGAGAAGUAUCUCGGUAUAUUACUAGUAGAAAUAUUGGUGAUGAAUUGGAACUUAGAGGUCCAAAUGUAGAAUAUAAAUUCCCCUAUCAUCCCUUAAAAAAAUUCCAUACAAGACCAAUAUUUCGAGAUUUACCAUCAAAGAUUGAAGCUGAAAGUUUAUUGGAUGGAAUUAAAAAGGUUCAUCAAAUUCCUGAAUUCGAUAAUAUAAAUUUUUAUGGUGCAGGUACAGGUAUAGCACCUAUUCUUCAAGUAUUAAUGUCGAGAAAUCCUUAUCGAGGAUUUAUAAACAUUCAUUAUUCUGCUCAAAAACCUGGUGAACUCCAACCUCUUGCCAGAUUUAUGUUCUUUCUUGAAAAGAUUGAUCGAGUAGCUGUUCAUUAUCAUUAUGAUAAUGAGAAGUCGGGAUUAACAUCGAAGGAUAUUUCUGACCCAGUGCCACCAAAUUAUGUGAGUGCUCAACGUUUAGAAGCACAAGCACAAGCACAAGCACAGCCAGAAGCACAACCAGAAGCAGUAGAUGUACUUCAAUUACGGAUGGAUAUACUUAAGGAUAAUGAUAAGAAACAUAGUUCAGCUACAGAAACAGCAACAAACCCUGUUACUGAAUCUGAAAUCGAGAGAGCUCCUCGAUAUGAAAAUGCCAUUCAACAAGCCUUAGUCACUAGUACACAACCAAAGAAAGAUGCUAGUCUUUCUAUAGUAUGUGGACCUGAUGGAUAUGUUGAGUAUGUUGCUGGAGCUAAAGAUCUAGUCCAUAAUGAACAAGGCCCCAUUGGAGGACUUCUCAGUAAUCAUAAAUGGGAUACCUACAAUGUAUACAAAUUGUAAAUAGAAUUAGAAUUAGAAUUAUUAUAUAUAUAUAUACAUAGACUAUAAGUCUUCACUAAU